AUUUGAAGCUGAAACUUCUUCUCUCUUCAUUUAUUUUUGACAGCGCCAAAGUUGAAGAGUUUGAAGUACAGAAGGAGAGAAAAAAAAAAAUGGAGAACCUCGCAAAUUCGUUUUCAGUGUUAGAACUCGACGCCGGCGAUAGUCACGUUCCCACCACUGCAGGUAAUAGUGACAAGGGAGUUAAUCCUGACAUUGGCGUUAUACCAGUGAAGAACAAGAAACAAGAUCAAGAAAAUGCAGUGUUUCCUUCAUGUGAAUACAAGUUACCUCUGGUGUGGAUUGACUUGGAAAUGACUGGUUUAAAUAUUGAAGUGGACAGAAUACUGGAGAUUGCUUGUAUAAUUACAGAUGGAUAUUUAACCAAAACAGUGGAGGGUCCCGAUUUGGUCAUCCAUCAAACUAAGGAGUGCCUUGACAGGAUGGGGGAAUGGUGUCAGAAUCAUCAUGCAUCUAGUGGAUUAACAAAAAAGGUGCUACAGAGUACCAUUAGUGAAGGAGAAGCUGAAAAGCAGGUUAUUGAAUUUGUAAGGAGACAUAUUAAAGUUGAUUCGUACACGCCUCUCUUGGCAGGAAAUUCAAUAUAUGUUGAUUUUCAAUUUCUAAAGAAAUACAUGCCAAAAUUGGCGAGUCUAUUCUCUCAUGUACUUGUUGAUGUUAGUAGUGUUAAAGCUCUCUGCAUUCGCUGGUAUCCCAAAGAUCAGAAGAGAGCACCUUCAAAAGAAAAUAGACACAGAGCCAUGGAUGACAUUAGAGAAAGCAUUGAGGAACUUAGAUACUACAAGGCAAAUAUUUUUAAGCCUAAGUCCAGAAAGUGAUCGGGUUCCGGAGAACCACCGUGUGAAUGGUUAUGGGCUACCUUCCAGUUCAAGUGUAAAUGGCUCGACAUUUUCGAUAGAUUGUACUUUUGGUAGUUACUGCAAAAUCGCAUUUAAAUCUUUAUCGGAAACCCUCAUGUUUUCAACAACUCUUUCAAAAUGGAACUGUGAUUGUCAAUUACCAUGCCCAAAGAAAUGUAAAAUAAGUUUUACGUUUUUACA
Vigna unguiculata (cowpea) is the source of this 1037-nucleotide messenger RNA. Its product is annotated as Polynucleotidyl transferase, ribonuclease H-like superfamily protein. Gene Ontology annotation, molecular function: nucleic acid binding; 3'-5'-RNA exonuclease activity. Gene Ontology annotation, cellular component: mitochondrion. NCBI's taxonomy places the organism in Eukaryota, Viridiplantae, Streptophyta, Magnoliopsida, Fabales, Fabaceae. The record is from RefSeq and is a predicted model, not a curated record.